Molecule: messenger RNA, 1170 nt
Organism: Trematosphaeria pertusa
Lineage: Eukaryota; Fungi; Ascomycota; Dothideomycetes; Pleosporales; Trematosphaeriaceae
Product: PTH2-domain-containing protein
Exons: 2
Coding region: 115-690 (191 amino acids)
Cellular component (GO): mitochondrion; cytosol
Molecular function (GO): peptidyl-tRNA hydrolase activity
Source: RefSeq, a predicted model, not a curated record
CCCGCCGGAACUGCAACAUGAUAAAAAGAAUAGCACAACCCUGAUACGUACCACUCUGUACCAACUUGCCCUACCUUCCCGAAGGCUGUCAUUUCCUAGGCCGCACUAUCCACUAUGCAAGACACCCCGCAGCCGUCGACGGCGAACGUCGCCAUUGCGUGCGCCCUGAUCGCAGGCGUGACCGGUUACUUUAUCGGACAAGCGAAAUCUCUCGGACUCUUUGGAGGAAAGCCUAUUUCAGAGGCGCCGCGCAAAAAGAGAAAGGCGGACGACUCGGACGAAUCCAGCGACGAAGACGAUGCUGCACCCAGCGAGUUCCCUAACAAUCCCGAAGAAUGCAAGCUCGUGCUUGUAGUGCGGACAGAUCUAGGCAUGACGAAAGGCAAAAUCGGAGCUCAGUGUGGACACGCGACGCUAGCAUGCUACAAGCAUUUUCUUCGAUACGCUCCCAAUUCGACGAUACUGAGGCGCUGGGAGCGGGCUGGUCAGAUGAAGGUGGCGCUGCAGGUCAAGAGCGAAGAGGAGCUGGAGAUACUGCAGGCGCAGGCGCUGAGCUUGGGGCUUGUGGCCCACAUCAUACAUGACGCUGGACGGACGCAGAUCGCGAGUGGUAGCGCAACGGUGCUAGGCAUUGGACCGGCACCGAAGGGAGUCAUAGAUCAGGUCACCGGCAAUUUGAAGCUGCUAUAGGUAGGCUCUAACUUUGAGGCAGCUAGCAACCGAGAUGCUUGCCCCUCAAAGGACACGCAAAAGAGCUUUAGACGUAGCAGGCGUCGGCGGCUCACGCAUCAUACUCUCAUGGGAGCGGGUGGAGCAAAGGGAGUCCGGGGGAUGUGUUCAUGUAGGCGACUGGGUUAUUCCCAAGCAUCAAGGGCCGACGGCCUAGCAUAAGGGAGUAGGAAUCAGUCGUCCUGGCAGCGCCUCCACCGAGCUCGAACCCGCAGGUGAACUCAGGCAGAAACGCUACCGACUCGCUCUCAGACCUGUCGACCGGAAAUUGACACCAUGGGGAAAGUGAUGGCUCCUUGUAUCGGACGAACUGCUAGGCCUCGACCGAGCACACCCCGUAGGGUGGACGGGAGCCCUGGCACAGGUCGUUGGAGAGAAGGAAAGUGUGAGGCUCUGCAGAAAUUCUUUUGUAGCUCGAACUCUUGGCGCGCUAGCAACUAG